CAUAAGGCAAUAAAGUUCAAGUUCAAGUUCAAGUUCAAGUUAAACUUUUCCUCCUCCUGCGCCCUGGGCCCCUGUGGGCCGAACACUGGGGCAGCUCCAUGCUUCACGCGAUGAUGCUGCCAGAAUCCCACCCUACUGUGUCAAAAACAAUAUCCCCCGGAUGCCAGAGAAAUGGUGUAGCUUAUCUUGUAAACAUUGGUCUUUCAUGUGUGAGGCACAAGGCUGGGCUUCCAGCAGCAGGUGUGUUAGUCUUCUCUGCCAUCUGUGUGGUGUUUUGAUGCAGCUGUUUAGCUGUUUAUUCGUUCACUUUCACAAAUACGUGCACACCAGUACACGUGCGCUAUGCUUUUUAUGCUUGUAUAAUGAUGUCAACAACUGUUUGUCUUGACUCUGGUGAGAACUGUUUUUCAGAUGUGAAGCGCUGUGUAAGAGAAGAAACAGACUUCUGUCAAGCAAACGGGUUACUGACCUGACUUCCAUUUCAAUGGCUGUUGUUCCUGGCUGGGCAGAGUAAGGUUGGGAAAGAUGGAGCCAGGCCAGGGCAGGGUGGAGAGCUAUUGAUUUUCUUUUGAUGAAAUCCAGGAGUCUUUGGUAUUUGCUUCCUUGGGUUUACAAAGCUAGAAAUCAACUCCCCCCCUCCUCUGCCCAUCUGCCUGUCCUGUCUGUGGUAGCUCUGUGUCUGUGAGCAGGGGUCUCUGCUGGAGGAGACGCUGACCCAGGGGGGCGUCCCUGUGCAGGGCCAGACUGCAGCUGAGCCGUUACGAGCCGCAGGUGACGACACCGGGGGGCGUCUGCAGUCUGGCUCUUGUUUUGUUUUUUUAUUUUUAACGAGUCUUUCUUACUGUACAACACUGUAAUCCCCGCUCAGUGCAUAUUCAUCUUGCGGAAUACAAAUGAGAGCCGCUUGCUAUUAAAAGAAGAGCCCUUAACCUCAGCUGCAGAGCUGUCUGUAUUUGGUCCUCAAUUCUUCUUUGUUGGUGCAAAAUAAUGCCAGCAGAGACGCACUGCCUGCAUUGCUGGGGAUCCUGCAAAUUAAUGUCGGCAUCAUCUACCACAGUCAUACAGCACUGCGUUGGGAGGCAUAUUUCAGAACAGGGAGAGCUACUGGUGGAACCUCUAACCCUGUCUUGGUUAGCAGGUGGCUGGUGAGACUGCUGCAUUCCUGAUUCAGUUUCCCCAGACGACCUGCACACAAUCUCUUCCACACUGCAAGGACAGCAGAAUGCCCAAGAGGCUCCUUGUUUGUCCCAGAGAAGGGGGAGGCUAUAGGCUGCUGAGAUAAAAACAGCCUGAUGCCCCUUCAUCACCAUGAAAGGUUUUGAUGCCAAUAAUGGGCAGUUCUCCCAUUAUUGUACUGCAUGUGAGCUGCAAAUGUGCUUUUUCACAGUCUGCGUCUGGCUUCAUCACCCCCAAGGAACACAGGAACCUUUUGGAACAGGUGGAUAAAAUUAGUCAGUGCCGGUGACCCCCUCCGACUUACUCCUUCUCCAGCUGGUCCACGGGCUUCUCUGAGAAUGCUGGGGCCCGGGAAAGGUGGAAGUGGGCCAGCACAGCUGCAUCAGAGUAAACAAAGUCAGAAAGCAGAAUCUGAAAAAAACAGACCUGAAAUCAGCUCUCUCACUCCGUGUCCCUGACCCACAUUUUAAUGCAGAUGCGUGUUCUUCCUGGAAUCCAUAUGUCAGCUGCAGGCAGCCCGUGCGGUGGUGGAGCAGACAUUCGGGCCGUGACUUACUGUCAGAGCCGCUCCCUUGUCCUGCUCUGACAGGUAAGCUUGUGCCUGUCCACCCGGACUUGCGGGUUUCCUCAUCCGCCUGUCUGUGACGAGUGGAGGACACGGCUUGUUUCUCGUGCUGCAGGACAGCCUCCUCUCUGUCUCUCUCAGGUCUCCAAACUGCAACUGCCCCUUGAGAAGACAGCAGGGCCAUCUUUAAACUUCCUGCUGCAUCGCAAAAUGUUUUCCUACUACCUGUGAAUAAACUCAACUUAACACUUGAAGGGAAAAUAAUGGUAUCAUCAUUUUACAUUUCCAAACCUACCUAAUUUCUUUGGUAAUUUGCACUUUCUAAACCUGAAGUGUGAAAACUAACCUCAUGGUUUUGUUUCAGUCUGCAUAGUCAAUUAAACAAUUAACCUAAUUAAUUUCCUUCGCAACACGAAAAUACAUUUUUUACAACUGGUUACUCUAAACAUUCACUUCAUGAAUUGCUCGGUUACCUAUAACACACCUGGGGGCCUGGUUAGAAGCACAGUAUCAAAGCGACCAAUUAAUUCAAUAAUUAGACCAGCUGUGUCACUGUGCGCCCGGGGGAGGAGGGGACAAAACCCGGAACAGCGGCGGGGGCCCCAGGAUCUGAGCCCGUGAAGCGAAACCUCUCUCCGGACAAGGGAGCACCAGAAGGAAGAGUGUGGAGGAUGUCCCAGGCACUGCUCAUGAGUCACUGACGGGUUUGGGAAGCCGAGCCUCAGUAUGGAAAGAGCCUGCACUGCUGGAUCAAGGGGCGGUGUGUGAAUCAGGGCUGCUGUGUGGAUACUGUCACAGGGGGACUGUGAACAGAGAACAAAAGCCUCAUCCUGCACAGCCCAGACCCGCCCAAACCAGCUUCGAAGCUGCUCCCUCAGUGUGUGGGAUAUGAACAGUCUUGAAACACCCAGGGGGAGUGGAGGAACUCCUAAAGGCACAUUAUCUAUGCUGAGCCCUGUUCUAAAAAUGCAAAAUGUGCAUUCAAGUAUGAACUCCCAACCAAACCGCUUGCAGAGAUUGUAGGGACAUAGGUAAGUAUUCUAAAAAAGUCUGGGUUUUGUUGAAACCCAGCUAGUAAAUGGAAGCCAGCUGAUUUAAAAAACAAAGUGACUAAACAACCACCCUUCUCUCCCCUAGGCUUCUCAGUCUGUCUUCAGCCAGUGUUAGUCUUCCUUAGUCAUGCUGUGAAUCACAGGGCGUGAAGUGCAGAUCCCAAGUGGCUGUGCAGUACCAUUGCUGUCCUCGCACCUGGGUUACCUGCAGCUCAACUGUCUUUUUUCUUUCAGUAUGUGGGCAAUAAGAGCCGCCGGGAGCUCGGCUCAGGCGGCCUGGUCAUUCCUGCAAGUGUCUAGGAGCACAGUCAGCUCUCCCUCAGACACACACGCAGUGCCAUGUGCUCCAACUUCCCUGCCCUCCCACCAGCUGGGCCCCUGGUGCUGGCAGAGCUGGGCAACCGAGGUGACAAAUCUAUCUGCAUCGUCUGCUGGCCGGCAGGAGGUCUGUGAGUCCCCCAUGUUCUCUCACAGAGACUGGAGACCACGCAACAGCCUUCUCUCAUGGUACUGCAGAGGGAAAGAAAGGACCAGCACAACAAAACAGGACAAGAUGGACAACAUUCUUGUUUACCUCUUGGGUGACAGUUGUUAAAAUUGACAUUUUUCAUUCUUCUUCAGCACUCUUUGGUCUGGGGACUGUGUCUUUGGGACAGGUUCCAGGUGCAGGCAGGCGAGGGUCUGUAACCAUCCUUAAAAAUAGUUGUAUUACGCUAUUUUGUUCCUCAGAAGCAGACUGGCUUCUCCAGAAGCUGAUGAUGCUGCUUUUUGAAAGUGGUGGGCUGUGUUCACGAGAACGAUUCUGUCUUGUUAUAUUUUGCCGAUUUUGCGUUCCGCUAUCUUACGGAAGGUGGGCUGUGUGCAGGUGCGGCUGAAGUCUGAGCACAGCGCCACCCGCAGGGCUCCCUCUGAAAAGCAGGACACCUGAAGAGAAACUGUGACAUUGUGGCUGUUAUGAGUGUUUCGGGUCAGGUCUGGGAUCAGGCCUCUUUGGGUCUGAUGGGAGCUGCCCCUGAACUGGUGAGAUGAGGCCUUUGCCAGAGAUUGAAGGGUUUUAAAAUAUGGUGACACAUAUCCAUGAAAAAGCCCAGCUCCCAUUCCUCCCCUGCAUGCUGAGUGGAAGCUGAUGUAGAGUAACAAUGCUUUUCCCCGGAGUCUGUAUCAGACAGAUGAAGCUGGGAUCUCCUUUACCGCAGGUCUUCUGGUCGUCCACUGAAAGUAUGCUAUGCUUUUCAGCUGCUCUCAUGAGGGGCAGCUACCUCUGAUACCUCUGCCCCUUAUUCCCCUAAAACUGUCCCAGCCAAGUGCUCUCAGCAGCCUCAUUCAGAUAAACCUGUCCCCCCUUCACUGCGGCGCUGUAAGUGAUGAAGACUGCAGGGGCACAGGCCUGCCGUGUCUUCUUCACAGCGGUGAGACUGACAGACAGCUGUUCUUCCUCUCGCUCUCUUUCCUUCCCAAACUGCGCCAGCUUUUCUCUUCCUUUCUUCUCUUUUCAAACUCCUUUCUUGCUGGCGACAAAGGAGACAGAAAUGCAUUGAAUUUUUCUUGGCUGGUACUAGCUUUCAAAGAGUCAAGGACAGUAAUGAAUAAAAAUAUUAAUUAGUAAAAAAAACCCCUAGGAUACAAGCAAAUAUUAUUUAUGUCCCUGACUGGAUUGCAUAGAGUGUCUUGCAACAACCAUGAUAGCUAUUAGGUUCUGCCGAAAUUACACCUUUUGAAGUGUUAAUUUGUCUAUUGGAAUACAAAUAGAAUAAAUUGAAAAAGAUAUCAGAUGCUAACUUUAAGUCUGUAUUAAAAUUCUAGUUCUGUCCAUCAUCUUGUUCUUUGAGAGCUUUCUGGCGGUUAGUUGCAUACAAAGGUGAGCGAGCUCCCCCUACUGAUGAAAAUCCACCAGACAGCUUUUGCUGCUGGGGAAACUGGAGGUGAAAAUUGGGUUGCUGAGACCAUGUAAAUUCAAGACAGUCUUAUCCACCAGUGGGACUUUUUUGUUAGACCAUAGUUAGCUUCUUAAUCUUUGAAAGUAAACUAACAAUAAUAAAAGGUAUUCAAAACAUUUUAAUCCCUCAUCUACAGUAGAAAACAGUAGAACAUCUCUUACUCAUUGUUCUGUGUUUGUGUUAUUGUCACAUGGUGCUCUGUAAACCUGCAGAAUUACUGUAAUACUGUCUUAGAAAAUACAGUGCAGCUCUUUAAUUGCAUUCCUGUGGCUCUCUUCAUCCCACAGAUUCACAGUUUACAUAUAAGGCACAAAGGACAAGAGUUAGAGGGUCAGCACUUGGAGUGAAGCUGUGAGAGGGUCAGUGAAGGGAUCUGACUGAAGGUAAAGGAUAAAAAAGACACCAGACAAGCUAAGCACAAGAUCUUGCACACGAGUGGCAUCUGUGUACAGCACUGCCUCAUGCAGAGGACAUCUCAGUGGUUACAGCUCUCCCUGGUUCCUUACAAGCUGGCUGCUCUCUCUGUGAACUGUGUCAGUGGGCAGAGGAGCUGUUCCACGUGGUCCUGCAGGCCUGCUUUGCCCAAGAGGUUUCUUUGGCAGAAAAAAACAAUCUUUUCCACCAUGAGCCCCCCCAACCAGCCCCUGGGCUCCAGUGGAGGGACCUGUCUCCAGCUGCACCUGCAGCACACCAGCCAUCCUGGCGCGAGGGGGGAAGACAGGAGCCGUGGCUGUCGAGGCAGUGAGGCUUUGUGAGUCUGCUACUGAUUCCAGUUCAGUGCCAUAGUGAAGGUGCUGUCACACCAGAAAGGACAGGAAGAGGAGGAGAGGUGAGUUUCAACUCAGAAGAAAAUGAGCCAGCAAAGAAGGGUGUGAUACGUUUGGAAACAGUGAGGUAGAGAAGAAGACUGAGGAUUCGACUGAGUGAUCCCCAGCUGUGAGGUUUCCAGGGUCUUCUAGGGCUCACGGGCUAAUCUGUGUCUAUGAGGGACUGGCCAGCAGCCCUGUCUGAGAAGUCAGGAUCUCUAGCUCUCCAUGUGCUGAACCUGUACCACCCUGCCAGUCCCCCCUGCUGCCUCGCCCCGCUCUACCGAGCCUCACUCGGCUGCCCUCUCUGGCUGAGACCCCCAGUGUGGCUCCGGGCCUCGUCUCUGGCUGGAAGGAGGAUGGGUGAUGGGCCAGUGAGCCUCAGUGUUUGGUCCCUUCGUUUCUGUCACCGAUGGAGCCUACAGCAUCCAGCACCCCUUGGGCCUCGAGGAACGCCUCCCAGACUGACCUGCUCUUCCAGAACUCCCAGCGCCUCCUGGUGCAUCCCAGCAACGCCAGCUUGGUCCCCGCCGAAGGCAGCGUGGUGUCCCAGUCCGUAGCGCUCUUUUUCAUGCUCCUCGUCGACCUGCUGGCCGUCGUCGGCAACAUGGCGGUCAUGGCGGUGAUCGCGAAGACGCCCCAGCUGCGGAAAUUCGCCUUCGUGUUCCAUUUGUGUCUGGUGGAUCUCCUGGCCGCCCUGAUCCUGAUGCCUCUGGGCAUGCUGUCCGACCGGGCAUUCUUCAGUGAGGCGCUGUGCCGCGGCUACCUCUUCCUGAGCAUCUGUUUCAUCAGCGCCUCCAUCCUCUCCAUAUCGGCCAUCAACAUCGAGCGCUACUACUACAUCGUCCACCCCAUGCGCUAUGAGGUCAAGAUGACCAUGGGCCUGGUGGCGUCCGUGCUGGUUUGCGUCUGGAUCAAAGCCAUCAUCAUGUCCGUUGUGCCCAUGCUGGGUUGGGCCUCCCAAGAGGUCAGCCCCUUCCAAGAUGGCGGAGGAGGUGGCCCGGUCUCCGGACCCAGACACUGCUCCCUUCACUGGACGGGCGGGGGCUCCAACCGCAAGGUCUUUGUUAUUUUUUUCACACUCUUCUACUUCCUCUGCCCGGUCCUCAUCAUCCUGGUGGUGUACUGCAGCAUGUUCAAAGUGGCCCGGGUGGCCGCCAUGCACCACGGGCCCUUGCCCACCUGGAUGGAUACGCCCCGGCAGAGGUCGGAGUCCCUCAGCAGCCGCUCCACCAUGGUCACCAGUUCUGGUGCUCCGCGGACCACCCCACAGCGGGCUUUUGGAGGGGGCAAGGCCGCCAUGGUGCUGGUGGCAGUCGGGGGGCAGUUCCUUUUCUGCUGGCUGCCUUACUUCUCCUUCCACUUGUACUCCGUCCUGGCGGCCGCCCAGCCUGCCUCUGCCGCCCAGCUGGAGAGCAUCGUCACCUGGAUCGGCUACUUCUGCUUCACCUCCAACCCCUUCUUCUACGGCUGCCUGAACCGGCAGAUCCGGGAGGAGCUGGGGAAGCACCUCACCUGCUUCUUCAAGCACGCCACGGAGGAGGAUCUCCGCUUGCCCAGCCAGGAGGGCUCCAUCGAGGAGAACUUCCUGCAGUUCCUGCAGGGCACCGGGUGCAACCUCGAGGCCCGCCACUCCCACACCACCUCCAGCCCCAAGCGGGACCAGUGCCACUCCACGCUGCAGCAGCAGCAGGCGGCCAUCGAUUUUCGGAUACCAGGCCAAAUCGUGGAGGAGACCUCGGAGUUCCUGGAGCAGCACCAUCUCAACAGUGACCUUACCAUAUCGGACAACUGCAUAAGACCCGUGCCGUCUCCCAAGGCCGAGGUGUUGUAGCCGAUGACCGAUGAUGGUGCAUUUCAAUUUUGCGUGUUUUUCUUUCGUUCUGGUUAUUGUUUCCUGGUGUGUGUCGGGUUUGUGGGGAGAUGGGGGAGAGGAGAGCAGGGCUGGGACUGGAUGGGGCAUGGGGGUGGGGUGGGGUGUUUAAUAAUGCCUUUGAGGAACCUCAGUUUGAUGUUGGAUGACCGUGGGCCUGCUCCUCUGUUUUAAGUCGGGUAUUCCCAAUUCUGGUCUGAAAGGGGCUUUUCAAGGAGCAGAAUCCCUCCUCAAGCUGGGUCGCUGGGAGUGUGUACCAUGACCUUUUCCAGCCUGCUCUGUUCUGAAGCCCACGUUGUGUAUUUCAGUUUUCUGUUUUCUGGCUUUGGAGUCCGCAAGGAUUGUAAAUUCUGUUCUUUUCCUUGGUUCUACUUUCUGAAGGUGUGUCUAGCAAUGGGCAUUAUUUUAAAGUAAAAUCUUACAUUCCCUUUUUUUAAAAAAGAAAACAGAGAAAUCUUCCCUUUUUUAAAGAAUAUUUUUUUUUGCACCUGACAAUCCAAGUUAGCUUUAGCGUGUGGUAAAAUGCAGAGAAUCUUUGGCUUGAUGGCCUACAGUCUGACCUGUUACCUCUUUUACUGAUGAUAUACUUUUGUCUGUUUUUUUUUUUUGGAGGGGGGGUGUGCUUUGUUUUAAGGUACUAAGCAUCUGGUUAAAAAUGGAAAAAACAUAACUCAUUUUUUUGCUAUGGCUCACUAAAUAGUGCAAGGUCAAAAUCAUGUAUUUUUGUUCAAAGAAAUUUAAAUAGUCCUGAAGCUUUUGAAAAAGUUGUUCAUUCAUAUUCUGGCUUUUGUUUUACUGUUCUAAUGUUGUAUUCUUCCUUCAAACAAAAUGUCUUUGUCUUUGUGUUACUAACCUGUCAUGAGACCACAUGUCCUAUUAGUUGUACAGGUCCCAGCUGGUCCCUGUCCUCACCUGUCUGGACACACAGGGGGCGCCAAUGGUACUGUCAGCAUUUUGACACCCAACUCAUCACGUUUAUUUAGAGACGAUUCUUCACCCAAUGUGUCAAGUCUUCAGUCUUGAGAAAUAUAUUAUUUGAAACAUGAAAUUUGAUUAAACAUAGGAAGCAUAUUUAUUUAUCUUGUGAAGCAAAAAAAAUAAAAAAACAGUAAGUGAG
Messenger RNA from Lepisosteus oculatus (spotted gar), 8526 nucleotides. NCBI's taxonomy places the organism in Eukaryota, Metazoa, Chordata, Actinopteri, Semionotiformes, Lepisosteidae. The record is from RefSeq and is a predicted model, not a curated record.